Schistosoma turkestanicum is the source of this 1603-nucleotide messenger RNA. The record is from the annotation of a GenBank genome assembly. NCBI's taxonomy places the organism in Eukaryota, Metazoa, Platyhelminthes, Trematoda, Strigeidida, Schistosomatidae.
UCUAAGUCUGUGCAGAGCGGCUUUUCGAGUUGUGCGCUACGUUGACUUUUGUAGUUUUUGAUAUCCAAUCUUAGUAUAAUCUUAUCUGACUCCUUUUGAAAGAUAAUAUGUCCACUCGCAAUCCGUCUCCACCUCCGGACUAUGACGACAGUGCCAAACAAGUUGAUAUGAUAGGUGAUACAAUAUAUAGCAGACGUUGGCUUUUCUCGUUGCUAAUUAAAUUUCUGGAAAAGGUUAAUAGUGAAACAUCUGCAACUUGGAUGAAUUCUGACGAAGAUCCUUCUUGUAAGGAGUUAGAUACAGAACUAGAAGAGCAACUUUGUUGCCUAUGGGAUCUUACAGUCAAUCGUGAUGUCCUUAAAUAUCUCGAUGAAUUUGAAAUCGUCUCAAUAUUUAAUAAUGCUUUGGGGAAUGUACAAAACCCCAGAUUACUGGAAAUUAUAGUGGGGAUUUUGGGGAAUCUAGCAUAUGACCCCGUUGCCUGCCGUAAAAUGAGCGAAAGUGAAUCGUUCAUUGUCCGUGUUAUAAAUCUACUUUACUCAAGGGAUACACCCGCACUGAUUGAAACAUGCAGAUUGAUUCAAACUGUUCUUGCCUCUGAUGAAUAUAGAACGCCUUGGCUAAAUGAGAUUCGAUUCCAACCAGAGUUUUUCGAGAAUGUGCUUUUUAUUCUGAAAAGCUCGACUAAUGCCACACUUUUAAUAGGUACAGUACGUCUUAUCGAUGUCAUUACCAGAGAAGAUGAUAGUUUGGCUGAGGUUUGGUGUGGCGAACAACUUCUUACGGCAAUAUUGAUAGCUCAGCACCAAAUGAAGUGGCUCCAUGGCAGUGAAGUCGAAAUCAUACAUCGUCUGCUUUAUACGUUUUCUUCUAAUGUAAAUGGCGUGUCAGCUCUAGUUAACUCAUUUCCAGAAGUCCUGCCUACAUUUGGUGUUUACUUGCGUAAAGUUUGUGAAGAUGCACCUCAUGUGAUUCACUUUGUCACAUACUACAAUAGUUUAAGAGCUAUCAUUCCGGUAAUAGAUGUCGUCAUAGCUAGCUUACCAUGCAUGGAUGCUAUGUGUUGUUAUUUAUCCGAUCCACAUAUUCUUCCUUCUUUAAUACAUAUCGCUUGUGGUUGUCAAAAACAAAAAUCCGAAUUACCUUUAGUUCGUGGAAUUUUGGCCGAUUUAAAUGUACUAUUUAAAGACAUUAUCAAAUCAAUCAGUUCAAGUUUAGAAACAAUGGAUGAUUUCAGCAUAGCACCGUUAACUACAGGCGAAUUACAAUGGUUAAAAAAUUUAGAAAAUGAUGAUCAACUUGGAUUUCGUGAAGCUUUUACAAAUUGUUGUUUGAAUGAUGGAGAUUCUGAAACGAAAGCUUGUCUUAUUUCUGUAUGUAAUCGAUUAAAGUUGCCGAAAAUUUUGGAAUCAGUUACAACAGAUGAUUGAAUGUACAAAAUGAAAUAUUGUUUUAAAACACUUAUUCACAGCUAAAAGAAUAUACGGGAAACAAGGAAAAAAAAUGUAAUAUAGACAGAUUUUAUGAAAUAAAAAACCCAACCAAACUUAAUUUUCCUUCGUAGAUUUUUUUUUACAGUUUGAUUAAAUACUUUAUAUUACCA